ACUUGCCCUUCCCCUUUCCCCGUAAAGUUGUUGUACCCGCUGAUGUCCCUACCUGUCCUUCACGUGCGCAACGAAGUGCCGCUUGGUCCGACUGGAACCUGCAGACAGGGACAAUGACGGGACAUCACUGGGGAUACGGGAAGGAGGACGGUCCUUCUUCAUGGUAUAAAAACUACCCCGUUGCAGAGGGGAACCGGCAAUCACCAAUUGAUAUUGUCCCCAAUGAGGCUUCACGUGACCGCAAUCUGGGCCCUUUAAUGAUAAACUACGACCACUGCACCUCCAUUAACAUCUCCAACAAUGGACACUCCGUAGUUGUGGAGUUCAAUGACUCCGAUGAUCGUUCAGUGAUCAAGGGAGGCCCACUCGAUAACCCCUACAGACUGAAACAAUUUCAUUUCCACUGGGGUGGAAAAGGACACGAAGGCUCUGAGCACACUGUUUCAGGAAAAGGCUUUGCAUCUGAGCUUCAUUUAGUUCACUGGAAUGCUGUCAAGUACAAAACAUAUGGAGAGGCAUCAACUGCACCCGAUGGUCUUGCCGUUCUUGGCAUCUUUUUAGAAACAGGUGAUGACCACAGAUGGCUCCACAUGAUAACGGAUGUUCUGUACACGGUGAAGUAUAAAGGCAGUAUCACAGAUUUCAAAGGUUUCAACCCCAAGUGCCUGCUUCCCAGCAGUCUUCACUUCUGGACCUACCUCGGCUCUCUAACCACACCUCCGCUGCACGAGAGCGUUAUCUGGAUCGUCCUGAAGGAGCCAAUCGAAGUGUCUGAAAAGCAGCUGGGGAUGCUCAGAAUGCUUCUGUUCACCGAAGAGGAAGACAAUCAGAAGAUGCGGAUGGAAAACAACUUCAGGCCUCCCCAGCCUCUAAAAGGGAGGAGAGUGCGUUCCUCCAAUUAAUGUGACCUCCGGAGAUCUGAAGUCAUAAAUAACCAACACUGUUUUUAGACAACCGUAAAUGCAAUAACGCGAGAAUACUUUCACCUGAUAGCUUAUCCCGAGGGGUUUGUGAUUGUACUUAGAACAGAAGUAAAAAGCUUCAACAGUUGUCAUCCCUGGUGGUGUAGCCAAACAAGGCGCCAUUUAAAAUCUCUGUAGCUUUCUGUGAUGAUCAGAUAAUUAUUAAUUCUGUCGGCAGCAUCACACGAUGGUUUACUAUUGUGGAGGAUGUAUUAUUAUUACACCUGUGAACCAGCAACGGGGAAAAAAAGGAAAAGCAUGCAUAGUCCCGUAUAUUUGUGAGAGUUCUCACCUAAAAGCUGUGUUCAUGUUCACCAUCUGAGUUGCUGUAACUGUUGCGUAACUGUAACCUUUUACUUGGUAUCCAGAAUUAGGUGGAGUAAUUCAAGCAAAUGUUUAAACUCUAUCAUUGAUUAGACGAGGCAAGAGUUCAAGGUAAUUAGUAGCUAGGUUGUAGACCAGUGAGAAAUCUGGGCUGUGAUUGGUUAAAUAUUUACCACCUGUGUUGAAGAUGUCUAAAAAUACACUGCUUUGAACAACUGAAAAUACAAAAUGUUAAAUACUAUAAUGUUAAAAUGUUAAGAAUCAAUGAAUUUGCAAAUAUUUUGUAAGGAGAAGGACUUGAUGUCAGAAAACUGUAAUAUAUGUUUCUGUAUGUAU
This is a messenger RNA of Oreochromis aureus, 1622 nucleotides long. It is a transcript of the gene ca7, whose product is annotated as carbonic anhydrase VII. The transcript has 7 exons. NCBI's taxonomy places the organism in Eukaryota, Metazoa, Chordata, Actinopteri, Cichliformes, Cichlidae. Gene Ontology annotation, molecular function: zinc ion binding; carbonate dehydratase activity. The record is from RefSeq and is a predicted model, not a curated record. The coding region runs from base 114 to 902 and encodes 262 amino acids. Gene Ontology annotation, cellular component: cytoplasm. Gene Ontology annotation, biological process: regulation of intracellular pH.